CAACCCCUCUGCAGAUGCCGCGUACCUUUACAAAUCAAGUCUUUACGCUUCCCCUAUCCGUCAGCCUUCAUGGACGACAGGCGUGAGGCUAAAAGAGCACGCCAGGCGUGUCUCAACUGCAGGAGGAAGAAGACGCGCUGCUCGGGAGAGAAGCCAGUAUGCGCCUUCUGUGCCCGACUCAAUCAGCGCUGUACGUGGGAUGGCGACGAAGAUGUCUCGCCUGAUCGAUUCACGGACCCGGGCCAAGCGCCAUCCCUCUCAGGAGCGGCCGCACACAAUGCCAGCCUCGCUGCAAGAGUCGCCUUGCUAGAGUCUCGGCUGAGCUUCCUGGAUGCAGACAGCGCUUUCAACCUGUUCGCAUCUGUGUCGCCACAGACGACCGUCAACCAGUCUGUAGACCAGCCUCCCGUUGUUGACGAGAUCGCCCGCACGAAUAGCGACUUCACCUUUCUUCCAGAUCCGGCAAUAUUUCGAUCUCUUGUUCAGGUCUAUUUUGAUCGUUGUCACAAUCAGCCUUAUGCCUUUUUCCACGAAGAGAUGUUUCGCCAUGAUUAUGAAUCCGGAUCGCUGCCCGAGUAUUUACUCUAUGCCUUUGCUGCUGCUGCCUGCCGUUUCUCCGACCACGAAUUCUAUCAGCAGCGUCGGGCCGAAGCCAUUGACGCCUAUGCCCAGGCAUCCUUUGGGCAGAUAUUUGAGCAUUCAUUCUCAGACGCAGAGAGUUUAGAGCCGUGGAUGGUGGUAGCUCUAGCCAUGUUGGCGAUUGUGGACUUUGCAGCUGGACGUCCAAAGAUCGGCUGGGUGAAACUGGCUCUUUCGUGUCGGUUCGCACAUGCCCUGCGGCUCAAUGAAGAGCCCGAUCAGCAGCUUCCUAUCCACGAACAAGAAGAGCGGCGACGAAUAUUCUGGUCGGUUUAUCUCCUGGAUAUCUUGAUGUCAAUCGGGCCGAACCGACCUCCUUCACUUCUAGAUGAAGACUGCACCGUCCGUCUUCCAUGCCAUGAAGCUCUUUUCAGGGAUGGACUCGAUGGUGGGCCCGUGCCAAAUUUGACCGACGUUGUCGAAAAUCCGUCAGGUUCCAACCACCAGAACCUGGAUCCCUUUGCCAUGACUGUAAUCAUGGCGUCGGCACUGGGCCGCUUUAUCCGAUUUAGCUUGAAGCGCACUCUGAAUACCACCCAUGUCCUCUGGGACCCACGAUCCAAGUAUUAUGAGGUACAGAGCAUUUUACUGUACUAUGAAAGCCACUCGCCGUGUGCUUUCAGCACCAUUUCCGAGGCUCUAAAUCGACAACCUUCAUUUGACGAGACCGUAUCACCGUCACAAGUCAGUCACAUUGUCUACUCCCAUGCCCUCUAUCACCUCAACAAUUGUCUACUCAACCAUCCAUUCAUAUUAUACCGCUUCUUCCAGGCUUAUGCAGCUCCUGUCCCUCUAAGUUUCGUGCAAGAGGCCCUGGAACGAUGUCGAAGACACGCCACAAACCUCCUGGAGCUGCUAAACGAUCUGGAAUCGUAUGGCCCUCUCAGCCAUCCCAGCUUCUAUGGGUAUUGUGCAAUGGCGGCAGGAGUGAUACACAGCAUAUAUGAGAAAAGUGAUGACGCAGAAAUUGCGCAGACCUCGAGGAAACACCUCCAAGCUGCGCUCAAGUUUCUGCAGCGCGAGCCAGUGCGGUGGGGUCAUGUAGGCCACAUGGGCACCCUCCUCCGGUCGUUCAAGUUGGAUCCUGGGGUUGCUAGGGUUCUCACAAAUCCUGUGAGCCUGGCACAGAAAGUGACUGUGCCGCUCGGAAAUAUGCUGUGGCAGCUCCUUGAUUACGCUUGGUUGCCCCAGAACAUCCGCCCUGGGGAGAAUAGGUCUUCUCUAGCAGAUUUACUACCCGGAACAGGACACCUCCGGCCAAAUAUAACCGAGUCUUUGACUUCUGACAGCACAAAUCUUCCGGGCGGCCAGUUUCCCGCUAGUGGUGUACUACCUCCAACGUACGCUCGUAUGUUGGGAGAAGACAUGGGCGGGAUUUUGUCAGAAGCCAUGGGAGACAACGGCUUGCAGGGAUUCCCCCGACAAACGUUUUCCAAUAGAUCGUCGGCUGCAUUCUGAUGUCCUGGCCUCUUCACGUGCGUGACUUCUAGUCCGCUGCCUUCUUGGUGCGAGCUGGGUCAUGCGAACGGAGCAUUUUCUGGGAGGGGUUCCCGUUCCUGUGUGAAACAGCAAUGAUCGCCUUGUGAAGCUCAAUAUCAGGGUAAUCUUCAUUCAGCAGAAACCGGACAGAAUGGUUCAGCUGUGGGGGAAACAGCUACGUUAAUGUUGUUAUUGCUUCACAAUAAGUCACAACUUGCUCGACGGACGAGUCAGUCUUUGCAGCUCCUUUGUCUCCAGCUUGACGGCAAGAUCGCUCAAUAUCUCAUCGCUGCCUCCGCCCACCACCAUAACUCGAACAUCUCGACUGAUCUGCUCGAUUCUGGCACCCUUGCCAGUGCGUGAAUAACCUGCUCCGCCCAUGAUUUGCUGCGCGUCCCGGUUGACACGCUCUAAAACCCGCCCGGCGCCGGUCUUCAGGGUGGCAAUCAUCCCUCCAAGAUUGAGGUCUCCAUGGGAUGCGGCCUGGUCACCUCCUGGGCGACCUCGAGUUUUUCUCUUUCGCUCGUGCUCCGUCAAGUACACAAUCGACUCUAGAUACGCAUAUACCGGUUCGACGUCACGGGCAAAGUCGGCAAACUUGGCCGAGAUGACCUGGUUCGCAAUCAGGGGCUUGCCGAAAGUUUCUCUUCGGAGCGCAUGGGCAUAAGCGUCUUCGAUGCAGACGCGCGCCAUGCGAAGGGAUGUACAUGCCAGCCAGAGUCUUUCAUGGUUGAAGUUUGACAUGAUGAUGUCGAAACCACGGUUUUCUGCGCCCAGGAGAUUUGUCACAGGUACCGCGACAUCGUCAAACUCGAUAUACGUGGAGCCGCUGGCGUUGACACCCGAGUUUUCGAUCUUGCUGCAUUUCACGCCGGGAGAAUUGAGCGGUAUUAUCAGGGCAGAGACUCCCGCGCGGCCUGGUCCACCUGUGCGUACCGCGGCGGUGCAGUAGUCGGCAAAUAUGGCAUUGGUGAUCCAUUUCUUCGCGCCAUUCACGAUAUAGACGUCUCCGCGCCGCUCGGCCGUCGUCGUGAUGCCCGCCAC
Molecule: messenger RNA, 3162 nt
Organism: Cladophialophora immunda
Lineage: Eukaryota; Fungi; Ascomycota; Eurotiomycetes; Chaetothyriales; Herpotrichiellaceae
Exons: 5
Coding region: 70-2097 (675 amino acids)
Biological process (GO): regulation of DNA-templated transcription; DNA-templated transcription
Cellular component (GO): nucleus
Molecular function (GO): zinc ion binding; DNA-binding transcription factor activity, RNA polymerase II-specific; DNA binding
Source: RefSeq, a predicted model, not a curated record